AUGGCAACAGAAGACAAUACAAUUGAAACGAUGGCACUUGGAAGGCCAUUUGGACUGGGGAUGUUAUAUGAUUACAGAAACGAUAGAUUGAUUCCAGCAAUGACAUUAUGGGAUCCUGAUGUUUUAGAAAAUCAGUGUGUCACUAAUAAACUACCAUUUACAAACUAUACUGUCAGGACAGAAAAAUCACUACAUGAUAAGACAGAUUUAAUGACCAAGGGAGGUAGUCUCAAGUUGAGCGUUCUUGUAGGUCUCAUUGAUGUUUCUGGUUCCGCAACGUAUGUAAAUGAUCGAAAAGAAACAAAACAUGAUGAAAGAGUUAUAUUGAAAUAUUCAACAACUGUGCACUACAGACAACUCACAAUGAAUCAUCUUGCUGCAGAAAAAAUAAUUCAUACUGACAUACUUGAGCAAGAUGUUGCUACACAUGUUGUCACAGGAAUCGUUUAUGGUGCUGAUGCGUUUUUCGUCUUUAAUCGGGCAUUGUCAAAAAAUGAAGAGAAUACUACAGUAGGUGAAAAAAUGGAGGUACUGCUACAUAAAGUUCCAAAGAUUGGUAUAUCUGCUGGCGUCGAACUAAAUAUGAAUAAUGAUGAUAAGAAAUUCGCGGAAUCAUUAACGUGCACAUUUUACGGUGACUUCAAUCUUGAACAAAGUCCAAGUACAUUUGAAGAAGCUGUGAAACUAUAUAAUGUAUUGCCAUCGCUUCUUGGAUCAAAUGGAGAAAAUGCUGUAGCUAAAACAGUUUAUCUAUAUCCACUUCGCUUAUUGAACAGACCGAAUAUGAAAAUGGCAAAAGCUUUUCGAUUGGAUUAA
Messenger RNA from Adineta steineri, 816 nucleotides. NCBI's taxonomy places the organism in Eukaryota, Metazoa, Rotifera, Eurotatoria, Adinetida, Adinetidae. The record is from the annotation of a GenBank genome assembly.